Arachis duranensis is the source of this 1269-nucleotide messenger RNA. RefSeq names its product ankyrin repeat-containing protein ITN1. The record is from RefSeq and is a predicted model, not a curated record. Gene Ontology annotation, molecular function: protein binding. Bases 46 to 1122 code for a protein of 358 amino acids. The transcript is spliced from 3 exons. NCBI's taxonomy places the organism in Eukaryota, Viridiplantae, Streptophyta, Magnoliopsida, Fabales, Fabaceae.
GUGAUACGUGAAAAGAAGAAAAAACAUUUGUGGUCCGUUCAAAUAAUGAAUGAACUUUUGAAGCGAUUCUCUAUGUAUGAGUAUGAUAAUAUCCAAGUGACAACAGACCCAUGGGACCAACUGAUAGACCAAGAUCAACGGAUACAUGAGGAAGAACGGAAGGUGGAGAUGGAGAAGACGGAGGCAGUGAUAAUAACAGCAGCAAAGAAUGGGGUAACAGAAAUGGUAGAUAAAAUCCUGGAAAUGUUUCCGACGGCUAUUCAUGAGUUGGAUUCUGAAGGGAAAAACAUAGUGCUAUUAGCCAUAGAGAAUAGGCAUAUCCACUUGUAUCAGCUCCUUCUCAAGAGAAAUAUGGUGAAGGACAGCCUACUGGCAAAAUUGGAUUACCGAGGAAACACUGCCCUGCACUUGGCAGCCAAGUUGGGAGCUCCAGGCUAUACUGAUCUCUCUCGCCGCAAUCCCAUCGCCGCGCUGCAAAUGCACUGGGAAAUCAAAUGGUACAAGUUUAUUUUAAGAUCCGGGCCGCCACGCUUCUUUCUUAGAUACAACAAUGCUAAGCAAACUCCAGCACAGAUCUUCGCCGAAACUCACCGGGAGCUUGGCUGGGUAGGUUGUGACUGGCUGCAGAUAACCUCUGGAUCUUGCUCCCUUUUGGCAUCGCUGAUUGCCACGGUGGCCUUUGCCACUUCUACCACCGUUCCGGGUGGUGUUGGCGAUGGAGAGGAUGCUGGAAUUCCAAACUUUAUAGACAGGACAGCGUACAAGGUCUUUUCCAUCUCAUCACUCAUUGCUCUUGGCAGUUCUAUCAACUCACUCGUCUUGUUCCUCUCAAUACUUGCAUCUCGAUGUCAUCCUUCUGAUUUCGAAAAGAGUCUGCCCAGGAAACUUAUCUUGGGUUUGACAUCCAUGUUCUUGUCCAUUAUUUCCAUGCUGGCUUCUUUUUGUGCUGCCCAUUUCCUUGGAACCAGCAGCAAACUCAGGAAUAUUACUGUUCCUAUAUAUGCCCUGUCAUGUCUUCCUCUGACAUAUUUUGCCUUGUCUCACUUUCCACUAUACAUCAAACUUUUCUGGUCUACCAUUCAUGACGAACCACAGGAUACGUUCGACUACGCUCCACUUUAGUUGUGAACAAGUGUGCCCUCAAUCUACCAAGCUUUAGCCCUUCAUGGUUCAUGUUCCUGUUUCAAGCUUUAAGAAUUAAGAUCAUAUGAUAUAAUCAGUGAAUAAACUUCAUACCUUGCACUUUUGCUUAGUAAGAAACUACUGAUC